Drosophila guanche is the source of this 3429-nucleotide messenger RNA. RefSeq names its product tyrosine-protein kinase Drl (gene Drl-2). Lineage: Eukaryota; Metazoa; Arthropoda; Insecta; Diptera; Drosophilidae. Gene Ontology annotation, biological process: multicellular organism development; protein phosphorylation; axonogenesis. Gene Ontology annotation, cellular component: signaling receptor complex. The record is from RefSeq and is a predicted model, not a curated record. Gene Ontology annotation, molecular function: protein tyrosine kinase activity; ATP binding. Bases 1199 to 3148 code for a protein of 649 amino acids. The transcript has 11 exons.
CACGGUCACUCGAGGACCUCGCGAAACACUCGGAACGGAACUCGCAAUCGGUCGCUAUCGAAGUUGUCGCUGUGCGGCCCCAGUGUCGUCCGUCCAGUCAUCGUUGACACAAAACAACAAGCUGUUCCCGCGACACCAAAAACCAAAUAAUUAAUAAAGAAAAUCCCGCCCUGCCCACGUCAUCAUCAUCGUUGCUGUGGCUGUCGUCGGAGUUUAUCGCUAUCAUCCGUGUUAUUCAGUUUGCGGUUAUUUUGUGGUCAUUCCCCCCAGAGGCGCUCCAGGUGCAUCCCAGUGAAUCGAAAUAAAGCUCAGGCUCUGGCUCAGGGCUCAAUCAGAAACCACAGCCGCAAUCAAAGCCGAGAACCAAGUGAGGUGUUGCGCGUGUAUUAAGUGUCGAGUGUCGAGUGUCUGUGUCCAAUCGCCUCGUGAAAGGAUUAAGUCUGUGAAUCGGCCCACAUCAUUCGAGUGCUGACAGCCGGAGAGCUGAUUUCGUUUUGAUAAGAACAGCAGCUAGAAGAGGAAUAUACACUGUGGAGGGACACCAAAACGGGAUAGGGACAGGCUCUCUAUGCUGUCGAGUGGUCAGUGUGACAGAAGAAAACCACAAAACAAAACAGCAGAAAACACAGAAGGAAGAGCAGGAUCAGGGGCAGACAGUUCACAGGAGCUCAGCCAAUAAAAAGCAUCGAAAACUCUGCCAGACCCGAAUGUGGUGGACACGCUGAGGCGGCUUGGAUGCGACAGCUGAAUCCGGACAGAGGAGGAGGAGGAGCAGCAAACAGAAGAGGAGAAGCAGACGGAGAGCAGCAACAGCCGCAAGCGAAACAAAACAGGAAAAGUUGGCAGAGCCCAAAAAAGAGAGGAAUGUGAAGGCGGCCACAGGCGGAAGGAGAGGCUGAAAAGUUCCAAAUUUGGGCAGACAGAUCCCCAGAUCCCACCAACCCUUUCCAUCCGGAACUGUUGGCAGCAGUUGGAAUUUGAUUUUGGCGCUUCUCUCAGAGCAACAUCCAUCGUUGCAUCGUUUGCAUUGGACUAAAAACGUAUUUAGCAGAACCGAAAAGUUCCUCCACACUGGGUACCCGAGAGCGUAGGUGGAGAAGUGUAGCCAUUGAAAUGCUGGGCACAUGCCCCGACAAUUUAUUAGCUCCUCUCUGCUCCCACUAGCUAUCCUGCCCCGGUGCAUCCUACGCAUCUAGUUAUGGCCAGCUACAGGGAACGUCACCGUCCGCUGCCGCUGCCGCUGCUGCUCCUCUGCCUCUCGUUGGCCACUUGGCGGGCGCCGCUGGUCAGUGGCUAUCUGAACAUUUUCAUCAGCCACCACGAGGUGAUGAAACUGAUGGGACUCGAGGCGGAUCUGUUCUACGUGCACGAGGGAUCCAUUAACACAUACGCAAUGCACUUCACCGUCCCGGUGCCCGCGGACGUGCACGAGCUGGAGUUCUCCUGGCAGAGCCUCAUCGCCUAUCCGCUGCCCUACGCCAUCAGCAUCGAGUACGCGAAUGACCAGGACGCCCUGGGCACCCCAACACUCAGCAUCCCCCACAAGGGCCUGGUGCCGCAGGAGAUCGAGUCCUUCCUGGUGUACCUGCCAUGCACGGGCAACGCCAGCCUCCAGCUGCCCGUCAACGUCAACAUGGUGGUGCGAGGACCCCCGCGCUUCAACGACACCAGGCUCCACUUCAAGCGCAACAAGAUCUGUGCCAAGGGCAUCUCCCCCGAACCGAACCAAUCGCCAGCCCCCGCCCACGCACCCUCCCAGGGCCCUGCCCUGCUGAGUGCCGCAGCCUGUGCUCUCGGCCUGGUCCUGGCCGUGGGCCUCGUGGCCAGCAUGAUGUAUUUGCGGGCUCGCAAGCAGCUUCGCCAGGACUCGCUGCAUACAAGCUUCACCACCGCGGCCUACGGCAGCCACCAGAACGUGUUCAUCCGCCUCGACCCGCUCGGACGGCCACCGAGUGCCACUGGCUCCUACGCGACCAUCGCCAGCCUCAACAAAUACCCCGGGGAGACGAAGAAGUCGUGCAGCAUAUUCGACCGUUUCCGCAGCUCCCCCGUUCCGACGCCCUACGCCACCGCCCUGCUCCCGAUGGGGGACCAGACGCAGACCGGAGAAACAAUCUACUCGAAGCCAGAGUCGAUCUGUCCCUCGAGGAUAUCCUACUAUGCCUCCUCGCAGCUGACCCAGCCCUGCAGCAUGUCCACUCCGAAGAGCAGUCGUGGCAUUGGUGGCAGUGGCAGCCUCUUUGGGGGUUUCGUCAACGGUGGCAGCACCAUCACCAUGGCCAGUCACAGCGAGAAGACCAAGGACCGACUGCGCCGCAUUCCGAGUGUCCAGCCGGGUGCCCUCAGCUACGAGCAGCUGGUCAGGGAGGGCACCUUCGGACGCAUCUACGUCGGCAAACUGGGCGACUCGUGUGACGCUCUGGUGAAGACCGUCAUCGAUGGGGCAUCACUCACACAGGUUGCUUGCCUGCUGCAGGAUGCCUCGCUGCUGAUCGGAGUCAGCCACCAGCACAUCCUGGCCCCGCUGCUGGCCAACACCGAGUUGCCCGGCCCGCCAGAGAUUGCCUAUCCCUAUCCGUCCAAGGGCAACCUAAAGAUGUACUUGCAAAAGUCUCGAGAGUCCAGCACAGCCCUAAGCACCCGACAGCUGGUGGAGUUCGGGCUGCACAUCACCAAGGGAUUGGCAUACUUGCACUCAAUGGGGAUCGUCCACAGAGACAUUGCCACACGCAAUUGCUACGUGGACGAGGAGGCGUACGUGAAGAUCUGCGAUGGCGCCCUGUCGCGGGACCUCUUCCCGGACGACUAUGACUGCCUGGGCGACAACGAGAACCGGCCACUGAAAUGGCUCUCGCUGGAGGCGCUGCAGAAGAAGGUGUACGGGUCGCAGGGCGACGUCUGGUCCCUGGGCGUGCUCUACUGGGAGCUGGUCACCCUCGCCCAGAUGCCGCACGAGGAGGUGGACAUAUUCGAGCUUACCAAUUACUUGGCUGCCGGCUUCCGGCUGGAGCAGCCCGUCAAUUGCCCCGAUGAAUUCUUUACCGUUAUGAACUGCUGCUGGCACUGCGAGGCAAAGCAGCGGCCCACGCCCUCACAGCUGCUCUCGUAUCUGCAGGACUUCCAUGCGGACCUAGGCAUGUACAUCUGAAUCUGAAUCAGAAUCUGAAUCUGAAUAUCAAACCGAGCAGUAAGCCGGGGGAUUGAUGCUGGAUGCGUCAUAAGUGGAGUUCAAGGGUUGGCCCGGGGGCGAAACCCAAGAUGCUUGUAAAAUAAUUGAAAACUUUUCCAUUUUAAAUGUGAGAUUAAAUGUGAAUUUACCUGUACGAGUUCGGGCACGCAUAAACCAAUUAAAACAGAAGCCAGCUAACUUCAGAUACGUAAGCAGAACAGAUACAAAAUAACACAGAUACAAAUGCAGGUGCAGAUACA